Monascus purpureus is the source of this 528-nucleotide messenger RNA. The record is from the annotation of a GenBank genome assembly. NCBI's taxonomy places the organism in Eukaryota, Fungi, Ascomycota, Eurotiomycetes, Eurotiales, Aspergillaceae.
AUGAUGGCGAGCUCGUCUGGUCGUGCUACAGCUAUUGCUCGAUCUGGAUGGCCAAUUGCCAGAAGGCUCGCUGGAAAGGCAAGGAUAUACUCUUCAGCAUUGGAGGUGGCCAUAACCCAGCUUAUGGACAUGGACAUGGCCAUGUUACAAUUCUGGACCAGCAUUAUGGGAAAUUCAAGCAGUCAGCACUCUCCCAACCCGGGCCAAGCUGGCGCGGGCUACAACUCCUCGGAUGCAUGGGACUAUUUCCACAUCAACUCCGGUGACAAAGACCCUCGGGCCGAUACGGCUCCCGAUCGUAUUUGGGCCAGAGCAAAAGGUAAGAGAUUUGAGACUUCUUUGAUGUUAAAAGGCAAGGUGGUGGGGGCAGGUAGUGCCGACGCGAUCUCUGCGGAUGGCCGAGUGCUCACUUCCACCGGGGUUGCCAGAGUUCAGGAUGUGGUUCUUCCUCCAUCGCUGGCGGGCCUGUCAGAGGUUGGCGAUGAUUGUGAAGCCCUGUUGACCGUCCAAGACCGACGUGCUAUUUAA